CUCUGUAUUCCACCACCACACCAUCGAACCAGACCAAACGCCUCUCGCUAGAAAGCCCAGAUCUUUAAGCUUCAUCUAAUACCCCUACUAUUUAUAAUGCCUCCCAAGAAGUCAACUGCUGCUGCGCCAAAGAAGGCUGCUGCCGCCGCUCCCGCUCAUGCAUCUUACCUUGAUAUGGUAAAGGAUGCGAUCAUUAACCUCAAGGAGCGAAAUGGUUCCAGCCGACAAGCCAUCCAGAAAUACAUCAAAGCGAACAACAGCCUAGGCGAUGUCACCGAUGCCAUGUUUAAAUCGCAUGUCAACCGCGCCAUUCAGUCAGGUGAAAAGAGCGGCCAGUUCACGCGUCCUAAGGGUGCUUCCGGUACUGUGAAGCUUGCGAAGAAGGAGCCUAAGGCUGCCCCAGCGAAGAAGGAGACUAAACCUGCGGUCGAGAAGAAGGAGAAGAAACCUGUCGCCGUUACGAAGGCGAAGAAGCCGGCUGCUACGAAGGCUAAGCCCGCUACCACCAAGAAGACAACCGCCAAGGCUCCUCCCAAGAAGCCUGUCGCCGCAGCGAAACCCAAAGCUAAUGCUAGCAAGGUUCGCAAGACCGCUACUGCCGCCCCAGCUGUGGCCGACGAGGUGUCCCGCGUGCUUGGGAAGACCAAGUCUGGUCGCGUCACCAAGACCAAGGCUCCCGCCGCGGCGGCCAAGCCCACCAAAAAGGCUGCCCCCAAGAAGACUGGCCCCAAGAAGACGGCAGCGAAGAAGGCGACGCCGAAGAAGGCAACACCAAAGAAGGCUGAGGCAUGAACGGGGUUUCCUGAACCUUCCUCUCUUUCUCGUUCUUCUAACAAGGCUCUCCUGCUGGGCUAGUACAUCGCAGCGUCCAUCCGGACGACUACGAAAGUUGGCCUAGUGUAUGAGCAUUGUACGUGAUAUCCCCUUUUUCUCUUUCCACGAGGUGUCGGUCCGGAUACAGGCAUGGGAGUCGGUAGUGGUAUUUGGGUGUCUUCUCAUCAUUACAGGACGCCGUUUUUUUGGUAGUCAGGUUAUUCUCAAGUGGGUGUCGGCGUUCAUGCGGCGUCUGCUAUCGUUUAUGGGAUCACUGUAGUUUAUUCUUUAUGUGCUGAGUUUGCACAUGAGAAAAUGAUAGCGCGGGACGUGAUGCUAUCGUCUGAGAAUGAAUCGAAAAUAUACUUCAACUCUGA
Molecule: messenger RNA, 1190 nt
Organism: Lindgomyces ingoldianus
Lineage: Eukaryota; Fungi; Ascomycota; Dothideomycetes; Pleosporales; Lindgomycetaceae
Exons: 6
Coding region: 97-792 (231 amino acids)
Biological process (GO): nucleosome assembly
Cellular component (GO): nucleosome
Molecular function (GO): DNA binding; structural constituent of chromatin
Source: RefSeq, a predicted model, not a curated record